CGUCGAUCUUUGAUAACGAGAGUACCGAAAGUAGUAAUACAAAUAUAAUUUUUGUUAUUACAAACAACACAAAUACAAAGGAAGUCCAACUACAAGUCAUACAGUGAGAAGUAAUUUCAAAUUUGAAUAUGCCCGAAGAAGAAGUUCCUACAAUCGGUAUUAUUUAUCCGCCACCCGAAGUAAGGAGUAUCCUUUAUCGACUGAAAUAAUUAUUACCUACAUUUAUAAUAUUUUUACAGCAAAAUUAUCUUUUAGUAAGAUACUUCUAAUUUAUUUAUUUAAUUGUUUUAGUUCCCUAUUAUUUAAUGUAAGAUUGAACAUUUUAUUUUAGAUUUUACCUGUCGACUUCUUGAAAUAUCACUUGUAAAUUUAAAUUUGAACCUGGGUUACUUACUCUUCAUCCAAUUAUUCUACCAUUAAACAGUGGAUAUUUAUAUUGUAUUACUUAUUUCUAAUUUGUUAAUGGAUGCUUAGUCCUGUCUUGUAUUCGAUUUGUGUUAAUAAUUUCUUAACUACCACUUAAUAAAGAUAUUGUUGAUAAAACUGCUAGUUUUGUAGCAAGAAAUGGACCAGAAUUUGAGUCACGUAUUCGUCAAAAUGAAUUGGGAAAUCCCAAAUUCAAUUUUCUUACCCAAGGUGAUCCCUACCAUGCAUACUAUGUACACAAAGUCAAAGACCUUAGAGAAAAAGCCGGUAAGUGUUUCUAAUUGUUUUCAUGCCUAGUAGGUACUUAUUAACUAUUAUUAUUUAGCGCAAGAACCAACUUUACCACCAAAAGAAACGAAAAGUGUAUCAACAGCUACUCAGCUUAAACAACAAGAACUCCUGAAACAAGUACAGGAAGCAAUAUUUAUACCAAAAGAUCCGCCAGAAGAAUUUGAAUUUGUUGCUGAUCCUCCAUCAAUAUCAGCUGUAGACUUGUAAGUAGUUCUAUCAAAUUAAAACUUAAACUAAGUAUCAUGAUGUAAGCUUUUUGCUCAUUGUUCAAAAUAUUUAAGAUAGGUAUUUUAAGUGCAGAUAUGUAUCCUAUUUAAAAUCAGCUAAUAAUUUUUUUAAAUUUCAGAGACAUAGUAAAACUCACAGCAUUAUUUGUUGCUCGUAAUGGCAGACAGUUUUUAACCAAUCUCAUGGCUAGGGAGCAACGUAACUUUCAAUUUGAUUUUUUACGCCCACAACAUUCGUUAUUUCAAUAUUUUACUAAACUCCUUGAACAGUAUACCAAAGUGCUGAUACCUCCUAAAGAUCUCAUGAAAUCGCUAAAAGAAGAAAGUUUUGACAAACAAAAAAUUUUGGAUGAUGUCAAAUAUCGUUCUGAAUGGCAAAAACAUCAAGAUGCUUUACGUAGAAAAGAAGAACAGCUUAUAGAAAAAGAAAGAUGUAAGUUUUCAUUGAAAUCUAAUAGGAACUUAGCGUCCAAUUUUUUUUGCUUGGAGAUUAACUAAAUCGAUUAACAAUUACUCAGAUAGUUUUGUUAAAAAGUUUUCUUUUUUAUAAAUGCGUAAAAUAAUUAAUUUUUUAAUUUUAAAAUAUUAGAUUAUUUUUAACAAUGGAAGUAUUCAAGUAAAAUCUGUUUGUUUUGCUUAAUUACAUAGCUUGCCAAUGUGUAAAAAAAAAAAAAAAAAAGUGCCUUCUGUUAAUAAUGUAUUAAUUUAUUUUUUAGUGGCUUAUGCUCAGAUUGAUUGGCAUGAUUUUGUUGUUGUUGAAACUGUGGACUUUCAAUAUGGUGAAAUUGGUAAUUUCCCUCCGCCAACUACACCUGAUCAAGUUGGUGUACGUACAUUAAUGCAAGAACGGGUUGAUAAUGGAGAAGAAACAAUUGAAAUGAGUGAUGCAGAAGAAGACAUGCAAGUAGAUAGUGAUGAUGAAAUGGAAAAACGAGUUGGUGGUCGAAUGUAUGCACCAGAAAGUGAACUAAGGGUACCUGGUGAAGAAAAAUCUAGUAGAGACAACAAUCAAGUAUGCUUUGAAAUUUAUAUUUAUAAUUUAUGCAAUUUUUAUUUGUAUAUUAAUUUACAAAAACUAAAAAUAGGUUCAAGAUAUGGAUGAAUCGUCCAGUGAUGAAGAUGGUGAUUUACCACCAGGCGUUUCAAAAACUGAAAAUCGUUCAAACCAAAUGACUCAACCACCAGUUCCAGAAAAAGUUAUAGUCAAAAAAGGAUAUAAUCCAAAACAAAGUAAAAUUAAGUUUUUUUAAUAACUGCAUAUUAAAUACUUAUCUAAUUCAAUCAUUAUUUGAAUGUGUUAUUAAUAGUUGUUCGAGCACCAGUUAAAGCACCUCCUGAAGAAUAUUUAAUAUCUCCAAUCACUGGUGAAAAGAUACCAGCAAGUAAAGUCCAAGAACAUAUGAGAAUUGGAUUGUUGGAUCCACGUUGGGUAGAACAACGAGAUAAACACAUCAGCGAUAAAAUGAACCAAGAAUCUGUAUAUGCUCCUGGUAACAUAUUUUUAAGAAAUAUUUUAUUAUCUAAUAUAUAUAUUUAUGUAAAAUAUUUGAUUGCAAUAUUUUUACAUUCUGGUAAAUUCAAUUGGAAAUCUUACUUCAAUCAAUAAAUGACAAGGGUACUUAUUUUGCAUUUUGGAUCUAGUUGAAACAUUAGGAAAGUCGUUUUUUGAUUUUCAGAGUAGUUUUCUUUAAUAAUUAAUUAGGAAAAAACUGACAAAUUUCAUUAUUUUCAAUUUUUUUUUUUCUAUCAGAAAGUUUAGAAAAUGUUUUGAAUGAGUGUCUUUUUUUAAAAAGAAAACAAUUUUGUUUAGUAAGAGGUUGUAUGUUUAUAUUCAUGUAGUUUUCUUAAUAAUUAGGAAAAUAUAAGAAAAAGUGAAAGUUUGCAGAAAUAACUGUUUCAUUAUUUUCGAUUUUACUUUUACUUUGUAAUUUGGUAAUAAAUAAUUGUAGAGACAUGCCAUUUUCACAGGACACUUUUAUUGGACAUUUCCAGAUGAUAAAAUGUUCAAACAAUUUUUUAGUUUUCUUAGUUUUUUAUGUGGAAAAAAUGUAUUUGCUGAAAAAAACAACGCUUAUAACUGAAAUAAGAAAUUCAUUAUAAGCUAGUUGGACUAAACAGUCAGUGAAAAAGUUGAUUUAAUUUUGGUUUUUUUUUUAAUCAUUCUAAGUAAAUUUUAACAAAAAUAAGAAUUACGGAAUUUAAAACAUUUACAACCAAACUUUAUCCAGUAUCAUGUUUUGUAAGUAAUGAUGUGUAGUUGCGUACAGAUAAAAUUUAAAUAAUUUUUUGUUUCCUACCUUUCCAACCUCUCACCUAUACAAAUUGUAUGCAAUUUCUUUCCUUAUUUAACUAAUAUUCAUGUAUAGGAGCUGCUAUUGAGGCAAGUUUGAAACAAUUGGCUGAACGUCGUACUGAUAUUUUCGGUGUUGGAGUUGAAGAAACUGCUAUUGGUAAAAAAAUUGGAGAAGAAGAAACUAGAAAAGAUGAUAAGGUAAGUUAUGUAAAAGAAAAUUUAGAACUACUUAAAUAAUAUCUAAUUUGAUUUUAUUAGGCUACUUGGGAUGGUCACACAUCUAGUGUGGAAGCUGCGACUCGUGCAGCCCGAGCUAAUAUAACCCUAGAAGAUCAAAUUCAUCAAAUACAUAAAGUGAAAGGUUUAAUCCAUGAUGACGAAAAGGAAAAAAUUGGCCCAAAACCUGUUACUGGUACAGUAACUAUUUCUCAUCCACCGACUUCCCAGGCGGUUUCUGUUCAAAUGUCUAUGGCUAAUAAUAUGCAAAAUGCAAUGAUGCAACCACACGCGCCUCCUAAUAUGAUGCAAUCGCAACCUAUGAUGAUUGUUCAGCAGCAACAACAAAUGAUUGGUGAGUUAAUUAUUAUGUCUAACAUCUCAUAUUAAUACGUUAACUGCUACGCCUAUUUCAGUGUAUUAUCCACUGAGGUCACAAUAUUUUUUUAAAACUAUUAACUUAUUUCUUUUAUGAUUAUUAGUCAUAAAUCUAUCUUAAAACCAUUUUAUGCGUUGAUUCACCUGUAGAAUGUGAGGGAUCAUGAAGUCCUUCAGUAGUGCAAAAUAUGUGAAUCGCAUAUUUCUUGCUUUUAAGGGGUGUUUUGACCCCUCAACUAAAUUAAAGAUAUAAAUCAUGAAAAUCUGUAUUUCACUAGUAAAGUUAAAAAUAUUUAAAUCCAUUCAUAAAAAAUUAGAUGUUAUUAGUAAAAUAAUUUUAUCUAUAAUGAAAUAUAAAAUAAAUAUCUGCAUUUUAAUUAGUAAGACAUGUUGUAAUAUAACAUAACAAUUUUGGCACUUUAAUAAUUUACCUUCACAAAAAAUAUUAUAGGUAAUGAUAAUACAUAAUAAUAGUGGUAAUAUAAAAAGGAAAUAUUUAUAUUUUAUUUUUAAAUCUAACUGAAUGAGAAUCAAAAAAUCAUGUCAUACAGUAGGAACUUUACACAUUGUAGUGACUGACACAUUUAUUUUGAGCUUUUUUCUGCCAUACUCUGACUCAAAUUUUUUGUAACAAUUGACACAUUUUUUACGAGGAGAAUUUUUUUUUUUCUAAAAUAUAAUUGUUUGAAAUUUGUAGUGCUUGGAGAUUCAGGUUUUUUAAUUAAAUGAAGUAUUAUUUGUUCCUUGAAUUCUGUAAUUUUAAUUUUUUUAUUAUUGACUGUACAAAAUAGUGAUAAGACAUUAGUCAGACAAGUACCAAGCAAAAUAUCAAAAGCAAUUUUGCGGUACCAUUUCAAACUUCUUUUCAAAGGUGUAGAAUGAUGUCAUUUGGUCACUUCUGUUAAUAAAACUUUUCCCCUGAUUAUAUUCAAUGACCAUGUCAGGUUUAUUAAUGGUUUGAUUUCUUUUGGUUAUUACUGUGGUUUUAUCAACGUUUUGUACUCAACAUUAGGAGAUCCCUUUUGUCUUUCCAUUUGAACAUAACUACAUUAGUAUAACUUUGUUGUGCAAUAAUUUUACGUUUUUUAAUUUUUUUGUUUGUGAUAUCUUUUGGAUUGCCAUUUCUGUUUGCACGUAAAGUACCUACAAUAUGAGUUUAUGCUCAUUUAAUUUGUGAGCUAAGGUUACACUUGUGUACCAAUUAUCUACAAAUAUAAUUCGUCCAAAAUUUAAAUAUGGUCUCAUAAGUUCUAACACAACUUUAGUUGAUACUGCAGUUUCUGCCACCAUUUCUUUAUCAGCAUAAAUUUUGUAUUGACAAGUAUAAUAAUCAUCUGCACACAAUUUAAAUAUUUUGAUCCCAUAAUUAUGUUUUUAUUUUUCAAAUAUUGGCGAAAUUUAAUAAUAUUUAUUGCUAAAUGGAGCAUUUUGUUCUGUGGAUAACAGAGAAUCUGAUAGUGUGUUAUUUUGACGGUUCCUGAGGUCCCACGAAUCGACAAAGACAACAUAGCCUUGAGGGACAAAUUGACCCCUCAUGGCCCACUUAUAAAUACUACUGAGGGACAAAAAUGACCCUCGUGGCAGUCAACGUGUUGUUAAAAAUCAAAUGUAUGCCUAAAUAAUUGCCUGGUUAAUAUGCAAAAUACUAAAUAGAUGUUUAACACUAAAAUAAAUUUUAUAUGGUAUAUUUAUGUACCAAAUUGUAUGGUUCAUGUUUGAUUUAUUUCCUUCGCAUAAUAAUUAAUAGUACUUUUGUUUUUAAUGCAUUUUUAAUAUUUAUUUAUUUUUGAAGUUUUUUUAUUUUUUUAUGAUUCUAAAACUAAAUCUUAAUAUUAUAUUGUAAAAGUAAACUCUUAAUUUUAUAACCUCACUGACCCAAACACAUUUUACCUAACCUGCCAUUUGCGCUGUCAUUAACAUUAAUCUAGAAAUACUUAUUUUUAAUGAAAUUAAUCAUUGUUUGAUAAAAAAAAGUUAAACUACUAUUAAAAGUUUUAAGGAAUAUAUAAUCAUGUCUAUAGUGUAAAAAUGAAAUACAUUUUAAAUAUAUUUCUAAACAGUGUCUAAAGUUAUUUUAAAAUAAUAAUAAAUUGUAUUAUGAAUAUGUUUUUAGUUCCUCAGCCUCAAGCUUAUCAAGUUAUGCAACCUCAAAUGCCACCAAAUCCAUUUUUGGGUGCUGCUAGAGGUAUGAUGCAACCACCAUUACCACAAGGACCAGUACGUAUAGAAAAAUUAUUUUCAUUUUGUUUACUCUUUAUUAUUACCAAUUUGUAUUACUAUUAUGUUUAGCCUGGAAUGAAGCACACAAUGGAAUUGCCUCCUGAAGAUGAACCACUUAUGAAAAAAAUGAAAACUGAAGAAUCAUUAGAGCCAGAAAUACAGUUCAUGAUGAAGUUUAAUGUUAAUAUGUCUACCAUUUAUUACAUAUAUAUAUAUAAAUAUAUUUAUUUUUUUUUGGCACAUAAGCUUAAAUGUUAUAACAUUUUAGGGUCCAGUUUUAUUCAAUGUGGCGACACCAGUUCUUACUGACAAACCAGAAUGGUCUCUUAAUGGACAACUAUUGAAUAUAACAUUAUCAUUACAAGAUACAGUGGCUAUAAUUAAAACAAAAAUUCACGAGUUGACCGGAAUGCCACCCGGCAAACAAAAGUUGCAAUGCGAUGUAUGUUAAUUAAUCUCAACUUAAAAAUAACAAAUUUAUUUUAUUAUAAUUUAUUUUAUUUUAGGGAUUGUUCUUCAAAGAUUCAAAUACGUUAGCUUAUUAUAAUAUAGGACCAGGUUCAACCAUUCAUUUACAAUUAAAAGAACGUGGUGGUCGUAAAAAAUAAUCUAUAGAAAUUUAAAGGUUUUUAAAUAUUUGUAUGCAUUAUGUUUAACGUAUAUAAAUAUAUUUAUUUUAUAAAAUAAAAAUUGUAUUUUUAAUACAUGUGAAUUAAUUUUGUUCUCAAGUGAAAUAAAAUAUUUUAUUUUUCAGUUUCAGAUGUCAACUCUUUUAUUAUUUUAUUGUAUCGCUCGACCAUUGGAGUGUAAAUCUAAAAAUAAUAACAAUAAAUUAUUAAUUUAACUUGUGUACAUAUGUGUUCUAAUAUAAAUACUUACUGCAAAUGCGUCUUUGUGAGGCGAACAUGCUAAUUUGGGUGGAGCAACCAUGCUCACCACAGACUGAAAUGAAUCAUCACAAUCAGUAUUCCUGCUUCGCACAAGGCCAUGUUUUGCUUGAUAAGCUGCUCCCAGAACUGCAGAAUUGACAGCUUCCUAUAAUUACUACAUUCAUUAAAAUUAAAAUAUCCACACAGAAUAGAAUAAUUUAUUAAUAUACAAACUUGUGUAUAAACUGGUGCAUUAAAAACAUCAGAUAAUAUUUGCAAUAUUGUGUUGUUGGUCGAAGCACCUCCAGUAGCUAUGAUCCUCGUCUUAGUAUCUAUAAAAUGAUAACAAUAUUAAAGUUAAUAUAUUAAUACUUGGUUUAAUAUUCAAAUGUAAAAUUUAAACACCUAUGUUGUAUCCUAAAAAUUCGGCGUGUGCUCUUUUAGCAAUAAACUGUCCCUCGAUCAAUGCUUUGAUUUCGAUUUCUCGACUGGGAAAUCUAUCCAUAAGAGUAUCAUUUUUAUCAAAACGAUAGUCUCCGUGAAUCCACGGAAUGAUUUCUUGCUCGUCAUAAUAUAAACCUAAAUAUCCAAAAUUUCCUCUGGGUGUCCUUUCCAAUAGAGUAUUGAAAUCAUCCCACGAUUCAUUGGCAUAAUGGUUUCUCAAUCUUUCGCGUGUCAACGAGCCAUUUUUGAAACUUUAUGACCACAUUGAACAUAAAUGUUUACUACAAUAAAUAAUUAUUAAAGCUAAUAUGAAUUAAUAAUAAUUACCACAAUAGCACCAUGUAAGCAUCUUCAUUUAUCGGACUGACUAGAACGUGUCCCUCGGUAAGACACCUAGGUUCAUCAAGUGAUAAAAACAGUGUAUCACUAGUACCUAGACUUAUUGCUAUGUCAUUUUUGCUUAGGCAUAGUCCAGCUAAGGAUGCUGGAUUAUCACCAGUAAAAGACACGACUCUGCAUUCUGAAUUGAAUCCAAACCUCUCCACAUAAUAGUUAUUAAUUGGACCUAAAUCUGUACCUGGCGGCACAGUUUGUCCUAAUCUGGAUUCCAGGCCUGGCGCACACGCCUAAAUUUAACAUAAAACUUUAGCAACAUUUCUAGUUAACCAAUGAUAUGAUUAACUACAAAUUACUUCUAAACAUUUAUUAGACCAUUUCUUUGUUCUUAUGUCCAAUAAAUUCAUUCCCGAACCGUCUGACCAGUCAAUUGGAGCAUAAGCGCCGAGAAACAACGAACAACCAAAACUGCUCACCAGCGAAAUUCUCUAAAAUUAUAAUUAAAAACGAUUUAUUAAAUUCGCUUUUUCGGUCAUUUGAAUACUGAGAUAAUAAUAUUUAUUGUCUAACUUCUGUGUUCUGAUAGGCUCCUGGUCUGUUUUCUGCCAUUUUGGCAAUCUGUGGUCCAGAAAAUCUCUCGUAUGCCUUUGACCCGGUCAAAUCAGCUAAUUGCUAAU
Molecule: messenger RNA, 8377 nt
Organism: Cinara cedri
Lineage: Eukaryota; Metazoa; Arthropoda; Insecta; Hemiptera; Aphididae
Source: the annotation of a GenBank genome assembly